Molecule: messenger RNA, 1341 nt
Organism: Oppiella nova
Lineage: Eukaryota; Metazoa; Arthropoda; Arachnida; Sarcoptiformes; Oppiidae
Source: the annotation of a GenBank genome assembly
AUGGAGUUCUCGACGGCCUUGCUACUUAUUAUACACUAUUCAUCGCUAUUGUAUAAUGAGAUUAGAAGCUCCUAUAAAAUCUUUAACUCAUACUAUUGUCGGUAUCGCAGACCUAUAGCUAUUAAAGUCAAGUUGAUGACAUUCAUUGAACGGCUGGGAACUAAACGUUUCAUUUGUCCGCUAAUUAUGUCUCAAAACACGCGAAGAGUUGGUCUCACGAGUGACACAACUGGAAGACAAUCGAUGGACAGAUUGGGCGAUGAUUUGUGUCAACUGUUGCUGUCAUAUCUGAAAACCAAAGACUGCUUCCGAUAUGAAUGUGUGUCCAAACAGUGGCAGCGAUUGAUAUACACGACAGUCACUGACCUUAAGAUCUCUGAGGCUAUGGUUAAUGAGGGGAAGCCUAUGGACACUAACAGACAUUUACAGGCAUUUGAAUUACUGCUGAAAAAGUGCUCAAACAUUGCGUUCAUUGACUGCGACCACGAUAUCAAUGACAAUAUGUUAUCGUUAAUCACUAAACACUGCAAUCAUUUGAAUGGCAUUUAUAUGUCGGUCGAGAACAACACCACUAAUGAGACGAUUGACAAGUUUUUCGCGAAGUUUGCCAAACGAUUGCAUUCCCUCGAGUGGGCGAAGUGGCUAAUGAACACCAAAGUCGAGGGUUAUAUACUUAAUAAUAUGAAGUGUUGUCCAAAUCUACGGGAACUGUAUCUCGAAUAUGCAGGCAAUCAGUUGUCUCACGUGUUGAGUGGCGAUAGAAAUGAGGUUUUGUUUCAAAGGUUACACACUUUACGCGUGUAUUAUAAUAACUAUAGUGGAGAUUAUCCGGUGGACACGUUUGCCCAGUUUGUGGACACUUAUAAGCAUAACAUGAAAUCAAUUCACGUGUAUAUCGACGGCAAUACCGACGACAAGCCUAUCGCCGCCGUAAUGACUGGUUUGUCGCAAAUGCGGGCAUUAAUUGAUCUCAACAUUGAAUGCCCGCACUAUCACUACACGGAUGUAGUGAACGACCACUUGAGGCAAAUCGGUAUAAAUUGUUCCCAAAUCCGGAGACUUGCGCUCAAAAUACGUCUCGAUAGCGAUCCGUACGACGAGUUGAUUGCAGUACUGAACGAUCACUUCAAACGAGUAAAACGACUUAAAAUCGACGGCAGUUUCGUCGAUAGGCUUCGCAAUCCACCCGCGAAUCCAUGCAAACGUAUCACACAUUUAAAGUUGAGUCCAUUGUAUUACGACUGGAUUAACGACAACGAGAGCGACCACUUCAUCGACAACACGGACACAGUAUUCCCGAGUAUUGUCUCAUUGAAUGUCAGUUGUCUUAUCAUAACGGAU